CAGAGUCCGCAGCAAUCGAGGAGUUGCACUGAGUUCAAGUUCAGAAGUGCUUUACACAUGAAAUCUGCUGGCUCUCUAGCUGAUUAUUCUCUGUCACCGUCUCAACAGAAUUGGAUUUACAGUCAUGGAGGAACAUCAACAACAUUUACACUGUGUGAACUGUGUCAGCCGUCGUUGUAUGACGAGACCAGAGCCUGGCAUUUCCUGUGAUUUGAUUGGCUGCCCGCUGGUUUGUGGAGCAGUUUUUCACUCGUGUAAAGCUGAGGAACAUCGCAUGUUAUGUCCACUUGAAAGAGUGCCUUGUUUGAAUAGCGGCUUUGGAUGUCCCUUCAUAGUAGCCAGAAAUAAAAUUGCUGAUCAUCUAGAAGUUUGUCCUGCAAGUGUGGUAUGUUGUACCAUGGAGUGGAAUAGAUGGCCAGUCAGUUAUGCAGACCGAAAAUCUUAUGAAAAUCUGAGUAAAGAUGUUGAUGAAGUGGAACAGCUAGAUAUGGCUUUAGCCCUUCAAGACCAGCGCAUGUUACUAGAAUCACUUAAAGUAGCAACUAUGAUGUCAAAAGGAGGUGAUCAAAUACCAGAAUCUAGAGAGCAAACCUCUGUCAAAUCGAGUGCCCCAGACACAGUGCAUUCAAAUGGUUUGAUGCCUGUAGAUGAAGAGUCCUAUGGUGCACUUUAUCAAGCUACUGUAGAAACAACAAGGAGUUUAGCUGCUGCUCUGGAUAUCCUGAACACUGCUACAAGGGACAUUAAUAUGUUAAGUUCAAGGCUCUGCAUUUCACCACGUGAAAUGAAAGAAGAUACUGAGAUUAAAGAACAAGCUUCUAAUGGCAUUAUUCAGGAUAAAAAGUCUGACCAUGAAUAUUCAGAUGAAGAUAAUGUAGGAGCAGUUGGGGGAAUUAACUUUGAUAGCCUGAGUCAAAAUUCCCAAAUGGAGCAAAAUGGUUCUAGUGUUAUUUGUUAUGAUGUAGUGCAAAAACAUGACUUAAAUCUAAACUUCACUAACUCCUCACUUUUGUGUAAUGGCUUUCAUGUAGAAAAUGAAUGUUCAAAGGUGUUGGACCACAAUGAAGAUCUUGGUGUAUCUAAUUCAAAACCAUCCAGUGUAGCAAAUGGUGAAUGUACUGCAUCUCAUGAUGAUGAAGCAUUAGAGUCUUGCAGCUCCUUCCCUGUAACAGCACAACUUAAAGAAGUAAUAUCAGCUGAUCACUUAGUUAAUGGCAAUGUUAAUCAUGUACUACUUCCCCAUAAUGCUAAUGAAGAAGAAAUGUUAGAGAGACAAGUGGAGCAGGACAGAUUGAGAAACGUAGAUGCAUUUUCACUUUUACGGCAUCGAUCAUACAAAUUCCUUGUUAACCACUAUUGGUCUACACCAAAAGAAGACAAAGCUGUUGAUACGUCAGAUUUGGAGAUAACAGAAGAUCCUAUGGGUCUUCAGGGGAUUGAUCUAAUCACUGCAGCUCUGUUGUUUUGCCUAGGAGACUCUCCGGGCGGUAGGGGAAUAUCAGAAAGUCGCACUGUCGAUGUGUAUCACGUUGACUUUGGGACCCAAACAUUUUCUCUCCCAUCUGCUAUAUUGGCCACAAAUACAAUGGUGGGGGAAAUAGCUUCAGCUUCUGCAUGUGAUCAUGCCAACCCACAGCUUUCAAAUCCCAGUCCAUUCCAGACCCUUGGACUGGAUUUGGUACUGGAAUAUGUGGCUAGAUACCAAACAAAACAGCGUUCAAUGUUUACAUUUGUUUGUGGACAGUUGUUUAGGAGGAAUGAAUUUUCAUCACAUUUUAAGAAUGUGCAUGGUGAUAUUCAUGCUGGCCUUAAUGGCUGGAUGGAGCAGAGGUGUCCUUUGGCCUAUUAUGGGUGUACAUAUUCUCAACGAAGGUUUUGUCCUUCAACACAAGGGGCAAAAAUUAUUCAUGACCGCCACUUACGGUCAUUUGGAGUUCAGCCUUGUAUAUCCACAGUAUUAGUAGAACCAGCAAAAAGCUGCUUAAUUGGACUACAUAAUGACCAUCUGAGUAGUCUGCCUUUUGAGGUUCUGCAGCACAUUGCUAGUUUUCUAGAUGGCUUUAGUUUAUGUCAACUUUCAAGAGUGUCACGUUUAAUGAGAGAUGUGUGUGGAAGCUUGCUUCAGGCACGUGGAAUGGUGAUACUGCUUUGGGAGAAGAUAAAGUACCCAGAUGGAAGCUCUUCUUGGCAGAUAAAAGAAAAGGUUUGGCGCUUCAGUACAGCCUUCUGUACUGUGAAUGAGUGGAAGUUUGCUGACAUCGUAAGCAUGGCUGACCACUUGAAGAAAUGUAGCUAUAAUGCUGUAGAGAGAAGAGAGGAGGCUGUUCCGCUGCCAUGUAUGUGUGUAACACGAGAACUCACUAAAGAAGGACGUUCACUGCGCUCUGUUUUGAAACCAGUACUUUAA
Molecule: messenger RNA, 2407 nt
Organism: Phaethon lepturus (White-tailed tropicbird)
Lineage: Eukaryota; Metazoa; Chordata; Aves; Phaethontiformes; Phaethontidae
Gene: FBXO30
Product: F-box protein 30
Exons: 3
Coding region: 125-2407 (760 amino acids)
Molecular function (GO): protein binding; zinc ion binding; ubiquitin protein ligase activity
Source: RefSeq, a predicted model, not a curated record